AUGGAAAUGCGCUGGAUAUGGGCUUUCAUAUCACUGCUGUCGGUGUCUUUCGCGGCUACAGUUCGCGGCCGUCUCGAUUUAGGCCCGCAACUCAAUAUUACCAGGGCCACCGUGUCGAGGGUCCACUUCUGGCUACACCAGAUAGGCAAUUACUCUGAGGGACACGGCUACUCGUCAGAAACACAACUGAACGAUUUGGAUGGUAAUUUCCAAUUCGAAAACAUACCUCUAAACCCGGGACUCAAUGCAACAACUCAUUUCGUCAUGUAUUCGAGCUCAAUGGACUUCAAUCUGAAGCCAAAUCGGAUACUCAUUACUUUCACCAACUUGGACGAGCAAGGGGAAGCGUACGAUGUCAAGGCCCACAGGAAUGUGUUUGGGAAAGAGUUCUUUCCCUCGCCAGAUAUAGCAUAUCCCGAAGAGCUGGAACAGAUUGAAGUAAGCCCUUACAUAAAGAUCGCUCCGAUCAGCGCGGCGCCCAUGCGAGUGUACUACCAGCAAAGAAAUAAGGGAAUUUUACAAAGCGGACCACUAGCAAAGUUGUUCGACACUCGCUGGAAGCAAGCAGGUGUGAUCACUCUGAUAGCACUUGUGGUUUUCCCAAUCGUGCUCGAGAAGCUGGACCCAGAGACUGCAAAGGCUGUGAAAGAGGAGCAGCAGAGGAGGCAAAGGCUCAAAUACGCAGCCAAGGAAGAAUGA
This is a messenger RNA of Torulaspora globosa, 699 nucleotides long. It is a transcript of the gene SOP4, whose product is annotated as Sop4p. The transcript has a single exon. Bases 1 to 699 code for a protein of 232 amino acids. The record is from RefSeq and is a predicted model, not a curated record. Lineage: Eukaryota; Fungi; Ascomycota; Saccharomycetes; Saccharomycetales; Saccharomycetaceae.